AUGACUAUAGUCUCAAACGAUCCCACUCUAUGGCCGUUAAUCGAUUCUGCUAUAUUUUUCAGCUAUUGGAACAUUGCCGCUGGCGUUGUGGUGAUAUACGAUUGGGCACUAACACUUGGACAAGAGAUUGAACUAAUCUGGAGACAACGCUGGUCUCUAAUGACUGUGCUGUAUUUGGUUAUGCGCUACAUUGGAAUACCCUAUUCUGUUAUCAGCGUGUUGCAAGGUACACCAUUGGUCUUGCUGACAGAUGCAGUGAGCAAUGUUAUGGACUACGCACAGAAUGGGACAAAUGUGGUCGUAGCUGCCAUGUUGGGCAUUAUCAUGAUCGCUCGUUUACAUGCUAUGUAUCAGGGAUCUAGAAAGAUGCUUAUCUUCCUUGUUACCAUCUUUCUGGCUGUUAACAUUGCCUGCGGAGUAAUCACGGUAAUAGACCUCAAGUACGUUGUAGGGGAGGAGUGGAUACUUUCUGGCGUGUAUAUGUGCAGUUAUGGAGUUGAAGGGGAUGUCCAGCUUCUGUAUUCACUGGUUUGGAUGCUCAUCACUAUUUGGGAGGUCCUCGCACUGUGCCUUUCAGUUUGGGUUGCUGUGAAACACUUCCGUGAGCUGCGACGACUCGGCCCAUUGACAGGAUCGACCAUCGGGGACUGUUUCAGAGUGCUCAUACAAUCUCACAUUCUUUAUUUCGCAAGCUUUUUUUGUGUCUCUUGCUCCCAGUUUGCUACUCUCUCUCCAGAAAUAUUGAAUUCAGAUUCUUUUGGAGCUGCGAUACUCAAUGGUACUCUUUUGAUUUUAUUGGUCGUGCAGAUGUUUGUGCUGGGACCACGCCUCAUUCUUAGCGUUCGAGAGUACCACGCCAAACUCGUGGAAGACUCCGAUGCAGACACUAGCAUCAAUUCGAUUGUUUUCCAGGAGCGUGUACAUGUAUCAACUAGCAGUACUGUGUAG
Messenger RNA from Suillus plorans, 948 nucleotides. RefSeq lists its product as uncharacterized. Lineage: Eukaryota; Fungi; Basidiomycota; Agaricomycetes; Boletales; Suillaceae. The transcript is spliced from 13 exons. The record is from RefSeq and is a predicted model, not a curated record. The coding region runs from base 1 to 948 and encodes 315 amino acids.